This is a messenger RNA of Aureobasidium subglaciale EXF-2481, 1260 nucleotides long. RefSeq lists its product as uncharacterized. The record is from RefSeq and is a predicted model, not a curated record. NCBI's taxonomy places the organism in Eukaryota, Fungi, Ascomycota, Dothideomycetes, Dothideales, Saccotheciaceae. The coding region runs from base 1 to 1260 and encodes 419 amino acids. The transcript has 3 exons.
AUGGCACCAAGCCCGUCUGUGUUGAGCUACAAAACUGCGUCAUCGCUCCUACUCGGCUUCUUGGGAACAUGGUGGCUCUUGUCUCACACUGGCUCGCUCGGAGGCUGGCGGUAUGAGUUUCCUCGCGAUGCCUCGAAUCAUGGUCUAUCUACGCAGCAAUGCAACGCAGCCUUUCCAGAACUCUAUGGAGACAUCGAAUCGGCUGUAGCAUCACGCAAAGGAAACCCGGUCCGACUCGAGGAGUUGGUAAUCAAGGAUGACCAGUGUCUUGUGCGCGUGCUCGUCUACGACUCUGAACUAUUCAUCAUUCAAGGCCGGCAGAAUGAGAACUGCUGGAUGGGGCGAUGGCACGAACGAACCAGCGGCUUCUUACACAUGAUCCAUCAGUCCAUCGUUACAGCACCACCGGACUCAAUCCCAAAUAUAGAGUUCAUCCUCGACCUCGACGAUGAUCCACAACGACCUAUCAAUAUCGCGCAUGGCGAAGGCUCCAAUCAGACGACCGUCUGGGGCCUCACCAGACAGGCACAUCAACGGCACAUCUGGCUUCUUCCUGAUUAUGCCUACUGGGCUUGGCCAUCUGCACGUGUGGCAAGUCACAACCAGAUCCGUCGCAAAGCACGCCAGAUGAACCGCGACUAUCCUUGGGAGAAGAAGCACAACAAGGCUGUAUGGCGUGGAGACGCGAACCUGAAUCCCGAUAUCCGCAAUUCACUCAUCAGCACCGCCGAGGGAACAUCAUGGGGUGAUGUCAGAGUCUGCGAUAUCUACAAGCCCGAGACGAAGCAGUACUGCAUGACACAGGACCAACUUUGUCGCUACAAGUUCCCGAUACAUACGGAGGGCUACACAUAUUCGGGACGCCUAAAGUACCUGCAACUGUGCAACAGCGCUCCUGUUGUUCAUAAACUGCAAUGGCUUGAGCAUCACCACGGUGUUAUGAAGUCUAGUGGUCCAGAGCAGAACUUCAUCGAGGUCGAGAGAGAUUGGUCAGAUCUAAAUGACAAGAUGACAUAUUACACCAAUCACGAAUAUGAAGGCCAAAGGAUCGCGCAUAAUAAUUACAAGACUUUUCACGAACGUUACCUUACAUCAGCUGCAACAGCAUGUUAUUGGCGACGCUUGUUCUCCGCGUGGGCGAGUGUUCAAGGCUUUGAACCUCAGUUGUACGAGAGAAACGAGCGCGGAGAAGUAGUCAUGAGAGGACUGCCCUUUGAAGCAUAUGCGCUGGAUGCUGAGAGACCCAUGCCGGACGUCUAG